CGGCCCAAGUCUGGGUCUCUUCUACCCUGGCCCUCUUUCCUUGCUAUGGCUUUCUCUCAGCCCCCACCUCGCUGGAGUCAGUCAUAACUCAGGGUGUCCCUUCCAGGACCUCAGGGCGCUGUGCCAGCUUCCUCGCGGCCCCCUCCCCUCGCGCUCCUCCCACCUCUGAUGUUGCUAGGUGCCAUCUCCAAGACGCCCACAGGCUCCGCCUAUCUGGCCGCGCCCCCGGGAAUCCGAGAGCUGUUUAAGCCGGAAGAAGAUUAGAAAACUUUUAUUAGAAAGGCUGAGGCCUACAGAGGGGAAAAGGACUUGUCCGGUUUCCACAGAGAGGCAGGACCAUAAUGGAACCAGAACAAGGCUCCCACCUCCUACGCUGGAGGUCAAACGAGGGCUCUGCGAAUCUCACAACAAACCUUAAACGGCCACCGUGACGUUGCGCCGCGGAAUGCGCGGAGGUGGCCAGACACGCCACCGCCCACCCACUUCCGCCCCUCAGAAGCAUGGCGGCCGCGUAGCCCGCCCCGGAUUGGGCUUUGGCGGCCGCCUCUGGACAGGUGGUGGCCGCGAUUGGCCGCAGGUUGGCUGACGUCAGAGGGCGGGGUCCAGGCAGUGAAUGGGCGGCAGCAUGCCGCCGCCCGGCCUCUUGGGCCCUGGGCUGUGGAUGAAUAGGGCCAUGAGCUGGUUGGUUUUGGAACCUCGACCCCCGGGGAAACGGUGGCUGGUGGCCGGCCUGGGGAACCCCGGACUGCCCGGCACGCGGCACAGCGUGGGCAUAGCAGUGCUGGGACAGCUGGCACGGCGGCUGGGUGUAGCUGAGAGCUGGGCGCGCGACCGGCGCUGCGCCGCCGACCUCGCACUGGCUCCGCUCGGGGAUGCCCAGGUGGUCCUCCUCCGGCCUCGGCGGCUUAUGAACGCCAACGGACGCAGCGUGGCCCGAGCCGCGGAGCUGUUCGGGCUGACUGCUGAAGAGGUCUACCUGGUGCAUGAUGAGCUGGACAAGCCCCUGGGGAAACUGGCUCUGAAGUUGGGGGGCAGUGCCAGGGGCCACAAUGGAGUCCGUUCCUGCAUUAGCUGCCUCAACUCUAGUGCAAUGCCGCGGCUGAGGGUGGGCAUCGGACGCCCAACACACCCCGACGAGGUGCAGGCUCACGUGCUGGGCUGCUUCUCCCCAGCAGAGCAGGAGCUGCUGCCUCCACUGCUGGAGCGUGCCACUGACUUGCUCCUGGAUCACAUCCGGGAGCGAAGCCAGGGGCGGCCCAUGCUGGGCAUCUGAUGCCAUGGACAUGGCUGCCAACCUGACUGCGAUGCCCAUAUGCUCACCCAUGUCCACAGAGCUGCCACGCCAACCUGCAGUAUCCACUCUUUAUAUAACUCUUUUUCUCUGGGUUGCUGCAGGCAGCCCAUGGAAUAAAGGGGGGACUGUGGCCAGAAUGGUCCAUUUCUGGGGUAAGGAGUUAGUCUUCUUUCAAUAUCCUACUUAGGAUGCACGCAAACUUCAGGAAGACUGAAUUUUUUGAGCCUUCUUGGAUAACCGAAGCAGUGAACCUGUAAGAUUAAAGAUGCAGGCUUGGAAGCUGAGGCUUCCUCUGGGAUGCCUACCCUUACUCUGCCUGUAAGGGAGGAAAUGCCUUAGUUGAUUGAGGCCUUGCCACACCUUUCUUCAGCCCAUUUUACAGAUGGGGAGAUGGAGGUUCAGAGCAUUCCAGCCACAUCCGCAUGGUCACACAGCUGCGGUGUGGCAGAGUCCUGAUUCACGCUCAGGGCUGGCUGCACCUGGGGCCCCUGGCACCCUCACCUCAGGGUUGCUGUAUGCCUGGAGGGUUCCUACGCGGCUGGUGUGUGAAAGCAGCCUGAGGUCCUGAGGGUUGGGCGGGAUGUGGGUCCGGCGCGGCACCAGGCCCAGGUCCCCUGGCUGGUAAGGGGUGAUGCCAGACAGCUGCUGCAGCAGAGACCCCAUCUUGGGUAGUUGGGUGCUGGGCAGGCUGUGAGGAGGGGGCUGGCGUCAUCACCUCCAUUUCAUACAUGAGGAGGCUGAGGCUCAGAAGCUUUUUGGAGAACCAGGCUUCUGGCCCGUGAUUGGCUGGGGACAGCCCCUGGAUGUGUCCCAUGGCUGCUUCCCUUUGCCAUGCUCCCCCUGACUAUCUUCUCUGAGGCCACACAUGGCCACCUGCUCACCUCUCCGUGGGUAGGCCUUGGAGAUGGGCCUCCCAGUGGGAAUACACAGCCAUCUGUGGGUUCAGGGCUAUGGAUGAGCUGAGCAUGGCCAGCAGCUGCUGCAGCAUCUCUUUACGCUGCAGCUGGAAGACCACAUCGAAGUCCCCAUUCUCCUGCUCUUCUGAGUGCAUCUGCCGGCAGGGGUGAGCUCGUGGGGUCAGGCCCAUAGUGGCCCCAACACCCACUGUAGGAAACCCCAACCCCAGUGCCCAUUUUUUCAAAAGUGAGACCCAUCCUUUAAAUGGGAGGACUGAGGCCCAAGGCCUUUGAGGCCCUCAGAGAAGAAACCCAGCUCUUGUGAAACACUGAAGGGCUCCUCCAGAACCAGAAGAGGAUGGGCUUGCCAGGGAUCUCUCCGGGGAAGAGGGGGCCUCUGACCCGGCCCAGCCUCCUCCAACAGCUCCCAAGCUAUUCUCUUAGCAGCUUCUGACCCUGGCCAGCCUCUUGCUUUCACCACUUCCUGCUCACCUGCACAAUGUCCUGUAGAAAGGAGGUGGCCUGGUUCAGGGUCAUCUCCAGGCUAGCCCGAACCUUCUGCUCUUGGGUCAGCUCCUGCUGCAGCUGCUGCACCUUGGCCUGCUGCUGCUCCAUUUGCAGGUUCAGCUGCUCUUUCUGGCUCCUGGGUCCAGGAUGGGACAGUCAGCAGCCCUCCUGCCUCCUUGGGCCCUGCCAUCUCUCUGGCCCCAGAGGAGCCAGCAUCCAGCCCCAGGCCUCAUCCUGUCUGACAGAUGAGGCCUCUCUUAAGAGGAUGUCACUGACCCAUAUCAUGUGACAAACAAGGGACUGAGCUCAGUCCUGCCCCCCCCGCCCCCCGCCAUGGGCCCCACCUCAGUGCCUGGUUGUCCUUCUGCAGUUGCUGGACCUUCUGCUCCAGGUGACCCAGCAGUCGGUGCAGCUUUCUCACCUCUGCUGUGCCCUGUUGCUGCUGGCGACACUUCUCAGUCAGCAUGAAGAUGAUCUGCAGGGGCGACAGGGGCCUUUAGCCAGCCUUGCCUCCCCAGCUUCACACCAUCAGAGUUCCUUGACCGUUUGGACAGAGGCCAGCCAAUGCCCCAGGAGAGGGAAUAACCAGCUGGGGGGCCCAGCACCACUGCUGGGCAGAGCCCCAAACUUCCCAGGGAUAGGCUUCACUCUAACAAGUUGUGGGGGCUCUAAAACAAGUGAAGAAAAACCGGAGCUGGGCCCAGCAUCCUGCAGCCCCCAUGGGGGGACCCUCCCCUCACUGCUGCAUCUCCCCAUUAUUUUUCCAGCCCGGGGUCUACCCUGCCAGGCUGUUCCCUUCCCCCAGUAGAGCAGGGCCCCUAGGGUUCCCUCCUCUGUGUGCCAUACGCCCUGUGACAAGGGCUGGGUGGGCGCACCUUCUGGUGACCUCUGCUUUGCCUGGCCAUGACCUUCUGGGUGUCUUCCAGCAGCUCCACCUGUUUGUACAGGGUGCCUUGGAUGCCCUGGAGCUGUUCGUUCUCUUGCAGCAGCUGCAUGCCGUGCCGGGACAGCUUGGACAGCUGUAUGGAAAUGGUGCUGUUCUCCUGGAUGGCCCGCUUUGUGGUCUCCCACAUCUGACUGCUGGCUACCUUGCGGAACUCAUUGGCCACCACGUUCACGCGCUGGAUGAUCUCCUUCUUUAGUCUGGUCAGGAAGGGCAGGAGUGAGUGGGAACCAGGCAGGGUGGGCGCAGGCCCCGGCACCCCUCAUGUCCUGUGAGGGCAGGACCACAGGAGGGGGCGGGGCCACGGGCAGGAAUUGUUUCACUGUAGACCCUUUUGUACCUUUUGAAUUUUAAACCGUAUCAAUGUAUAAUUACCUAUUAAAUAUAAUCUAAAUCA
Messenger RNA from Loxodonta africana (African savanna elephant), 4037 nucleotides. It is a transcript of the gene PTRH1, whose product is annotated as peptidyl-tRNA hydrolase 1 homolog. The record is from RefSeq and is a predicted model, not a curated record. The coding region runs from base 614 to 1273 and encodes 219 amino acids. The transcript has 5 exons. NCBI's taxonomy places the organism in Eukaryota, Metazoa, Chordata, Mammalia, Proboscidea, Elephantidae. Gene Ontology annotation, molecular function: peptidyl-tRNA hydrolase activity.